AUGGGAGAUGAGAUGACUGCACAAGAGGCAAUGAAUGGCAGGGAACGCGCACAGACCUGCGAUCACAGGCGGCACCAUGGAAACGGAAGGGCCGCGGGUAGUGAAGCAUGCUGCACACUUGAGGUGAUCAGGACGAGAAGUCUGGACGACCGGGCAUCAGGCGAUGCACGAGCAGCGUAUGCACGCAAGAGGAGACGCAACAAGACGGGACAGGAGAUUAUAGGGAAUGGCGAGAAGCACACGCCUGCGCUGUGUGAUAGAGCGCGAGGUGACCGGGGCUCGUUCUCCGUCGUGCUCUCGCGCUCGUCCGCGGCAACCACGCCCACCACACGCUCCCGCAUACCGCCGGCCGGCGUCUUGGAGGGGCGCCGUCUGGGAGGAGCGUGGAUGGCCGGCGUCGUGGUGUCGGGAUUCCUGCCGCCAUUCUCGAGCAGGGCACAGGGUGAUGCCGCGCGCGCAGGGGCCGAGGACGUGCUCGGGCCCCGCGCCCACCACAAGACACGAAGGCCCCUUGACGGCGCUGGAGGAGAGGACGUCUGGCGUGUUGGACUGGCAGGCGGAGCGCAUGUUAAGGACCGGGAGCGGGCGGGCGGCGGUGGCAGCGACGGGCUGUGGGAUGGCGACGCGGCGCUUUGUCGCGCACUGGGACGCUGGCGAGACGGGCCUGGUGGACGCGAGAGAGCGUGCGCGUCGACGGAGCACGCGCUGACCGGGCCGCGGUGCCUGUGGGGAGGGCGUGACCGUGUGGGACAGGACAUUGUCACUGCCAACUGGGGAAGGAGCAUCGCGGCGGAGGUGGUUGACGUGUUCGUCGACCAAUGGGACGGCGGCUUGCGAGGAGGCCGCGGCGUGCGCCACGGCAGAAGUGACGCGUCGGGAGCGACACGCUUGACGUGGACGUCGCCGGUCGCAGAAGGUGGUUUCCUCUUUGGGACCCUGUCUCGAUCGACGGCUCAUGGCCUCCUCGCCACUCGUGUAUGGUCGGUCCUUUCUGUGCAUAUCCAACGCCGGCGUCGACGCAGACAAGUCCAGCUUUCCUCUCUCCCUCGAACACCUACCUUUGUCUCACUCCCGGGUGCCGACGAGCGUCCCCAGUGUCGCACGUCCUUGGGAACCAGCGCGCGUUCGGUCAAGGCGGUGAUCGGCCGGGGCGUCGGUGCCCGGAUCAGGGCUAGGACCUCCCUCGAACGUCUGAACGCCUGUCAUGCGGCGUCAUCCAGCAUGCCGGCGUCGGUCGCUCUCGCUACAGACGACGUCUAUCUACCUGAUAGCGACGACGACCGGGGUGCGUUGCGCAAGUGGCCGGUCUCCCGCACACGCACGCCCGCCGUCACCUCAGCUACAUCGCAGCCCGCUACUCACACGUCGAGACGGCAUACCACCCGCGCACAGAACACAAUGCGCGCGCGCGCCGCAGACCGCUCUGCGCACACACCAGCCAACGCUGCGCUGCCCGACAAAGCCUCGCAUGGGUGCCUCGACGACGGCGUCCUCAGCGUCUCACCCGUCGACAGUCAAGAGCCGACUUGGGGCGUACCUGGCAACGCGGACCCGGCCUGCACGCUGCCUGCACAAGUGCGACGGCCGGUCGACGUGACGCAGCAGAAACGACCCCGCGUCACGCCCCUAGAAAAGAAAUUCGGCCGGACGGCCGGGAAACAAGCAUCAGCAGGCACGCUGCCACACAGCACACCAGGCGGACGCACACACAGCGUCUCCGUGUUCGCGCGAGCACCGCGGCCGGCCGCGAACGCGCUGGCCACGGCAACUAGUCUGGUCAAGGAACCUGAGGUUAGCGCACUACAAGUGCCGGCGGACGCGUGCGGCAGGACGGCGUACCGGCUGUAUGCAGAACGCGCGCGCGCUGAACGGUCGGGAUUGGUUUCCUGCACGGCGGCCCCGUCCGUGUCCUUCGCAAUCAACGUGGGCAGCGUCCUUUUGGAUGCGUGCGACGGGCCUACUUGCGCGGAUCGGCUGAUGCGCCAUGCACCACCUCCCGCCAUGCCCGUACGCCCCCGUCCCCGGCCGACCAGUCGUUUGCAAGCGGCACAGCGCGGUCAGCACCAUGCACAACGGCCGGCCGCGACAACUCACCUCCGCACGGUAGCUGCGCAGUCGAAGGCUCACGAGAAGGCAGCUCAGCGGGGCAAGAAUGUAGACGACACCCGCGUAUGCGUGCGCUUCUUCCAGGCCCCUGUUUCCCCCGCUUCACCGUGA
Postia placenta MAD-698-R-SB12 is the source of this 2217-nucleotide messenger RNA. RefSeq lists its product as hypothetical. Lineage: Eukaryota; Fungi; Basidiomycota; Agaricomycetes; Polyporales; Adustoporiaceae. The record is from RefSeq and is a predicted model, not a curated record. The coding region runs from base 1 to 2217 and encodes 738 amino acids. The transcript is spliced from 12 exons.